This is a messenger RNA of Pteronotus mesoamericanus, 579 nucleotides long. RefSeq names its product apolipoprotein C2 (gene APOC2). Lineage: Eukaryota; Metazoa; Chordata; Mammalia; Chiroptera; Mormoopidae. The transcript is spliced from 4 exons. The coding region runs from base 118 to 423 and encodes 101 amino acids. Gene Ontology annotation, cellular component: intermediate-density lipoprotein particle; chylomicron; spherical high-density lipoprotein particle. Gene Ontology annotation, molecular function: lipid binding; phospholipase activator activity; lipoprotein lipase activator activity. The record is from RefSeq and is a predicted model, not a curated record. Gene Ontology annotation, biological process: positive regulation of phospholipase activity; chylomicron remnant clearance; high-density lipoprotein particle clearance.
GGCAGUGGUGGCGGCUGUGGCGGGGUGGUGGAUUCCAGGAGCUAUAAAGCCUUUCUCUGCCCUCGGGAGCAGGUGAGGACUGCCCGCCAGAGUCUGUGUUCCAGGUCUUCUGACACCAUGGGCACCCGAUACUUCCUGGCUCUGUUUCUCAUCCUCCUGGUACUGGGAUUUGAAGUCCAGGGGAUCCCUCUGUCCGAGGAAGAUGGGGCCAACAGCACCUCGCUGCUCUCCCAGGUGCAGGACUCACUUUAUAGUUACUGGGAUACGGCCAGAACAACGGCCCAGGGCCUGUACGAGAAGACCUACCUGCCUUCCAUAGAUGAAAAAAUAAGGGAUGUGUACAGCAAAAGCAGAGCAGCUGUGACCACUUACGCAGGGAUUUUUACUGACCAGGUCCUUUCUCUUCUGAAGGGAGAUGAGUAACAGCUGGGCCCCCAAUCACAGGAGAGGGGACAGUCCAGACUCCAGCAACUCCUCGGCUCCCUGACCACCCCCCAACGCCCACUUCCUAGCAGCUCUCAGCAUCUUGCUCCCAACUUUAGCCUGAUUUCUUAUCAAUUAAAAACAAAAAAAGACGUU